AUGUCUUCCGAAGCCACCGCAACGCUGUACAAGGACGUCCCCAAGGCGGACCUGCUGACGAUAGACUUUGCCCGCCUCUUCGACAAGGACCUCGAGGAGGUAGCUAAGCUCGUGCACGCCUGCGAGCGGGACGGCUUCUUCUACAUCGACCUGCAGAACCCGAGCGCCGCCAACUUCUGGGCCGACCUCUUCCGCGUCGACGAGAUCACCCGGGAGUGGUUCGCCCUGCCCCAGGAAGUCAAGCUGCGGACUCCUACGGUCUCUCUUGCACACGGGUUCAAGGCAGUCGGCAACCAAUCUGGUGCCAUCGAGUCCCGCAGGGACGGCUUCGAAGCUCUCAAGAUCGGCAAGCACGAGCUGGCCGGCCGCUGGGCGCUCGCGCCCGUCGUCCGCGAACAUCUCGCGCUGUUCGACCAUGUGACGGCAUCGUGCCACUUCAUCUCCAAGCUUCUCCUAGACUGCCUGUCCGACGGGCUGGGCCUGCGAGGCGAGGCGCGCCUCGAGAUGCACCACCGCGACGACUGCCGCUCCAAGUCGACGCUCUACAUGCUGCACUACCCGCAGCAACAACAAGACCGAGGCGCCACCAGCGACCCGCAGCAGGUCGGGCAGAACAUGCACACGGACAUCGGGACGCUGACGAUCCUGUGGGCGCCGCAGUGGGGGCUGCAGGCCUUCGCGCCGAGCCGGGGCGCGUGGGAGUACGUGGAGCCGCGCGCGGGCCGGAUCGUCGUCAACGUCGGCGACACACUGCGCUUCCUGUCGGGCCGGCGGUUCAAGUCGGCGCUGCACCGCGUGCUGCCCGUGGGAGAGGGCGGCGUGCAGCGCGAGGACCGCUACUCGAUAUCGUACUUCCUGCGCGCCAACGACUCGGCCGAGUUCGAGGAUAGCAACGGCGAAGGCUCCGACGCCAAGUCCUGGUACCUCCAGAAGUACCAGAUGUACGAGAUGCCGCACGAGAUCCAGAAGCAGCGCACCGUCCUGUCGGGCGGCAUGGCGCAGGAGCUCAAGGCGACUUUUUGA
This is a messenger RNA of Microdochium trichocladiopsis, 1023 nucleotides long. RefSeq lists its product as uncharacterized. Lineage: Eukaryota; Fungi; Ascomycota; Sordariomycetes; Xylariales; Microdochiaceae. Bases 1 to 1023 code for a protein of 340 amino acids. Gene Ontology annotation, molecular function: dioxygenase activity. The transcript is spliced from 3 exons. The record is from RefSeq and is a predicted model, not a curated record.